CUUUCAAUAAAUUUUGGUUGAAUUGCACAUUUGUGACUACUUGUAAGUUUCUCUGCAUAUUAUACAUUGAGAUGAAUUUAGAUUUAUUUUCACAAGAUUGGGAAAUAGAUUCUUUCCACAGAAGGUCAAUGCAAUCUUAUAAUGACCAGGUAUUUGUUCACCUGUUUGAAAACCCUUAUGGGGAUUAACAUGUGAACUAUGAAAAUACAAGUUGACUGCUUAACCUCUUGACUGACGUGUGGGGUGGUUGGUGUGAAACUUGUUUGAAUUGUGAUGCUUCUUGCUAGUUUGCAUCAAUGCCUCUGUUACUGCAACAGCUGACCUUUAAGCUGCGCAGAUGGGAGACAUGGUGGAAGCCAUGGUCACAGUGGCUCUCAUCGGCAUGGUAGAGAAAACAGAUUUUCAUCGGAAGCGAUAUCGAGAAGAUGACCGCCAUGGGUCCGAUAUCUCAAAGAGAAGUUCUGACCAGGAAUCUCGGAGAAAUGCAGAUCAUGACUCGAGACCGGAGAAGAAUCCACGUUUCCGUGAAAGUGGCGAUUCCGAGGAUGAGGAGGAAGAUGAUCGGAAGCGACGUCCUUAG
Molecule: messenger RNA, 580 nt
Organism: Ilex paraguariensis (yerba mate)
Lineage: Eukaryota; Viridiplantae; Streptophyta; Magnoliopsida; Aquifoliales; Aquifoliaceae
Source: the annotation of a GenBank genome assembly